Messenger RNA from Humulus lupulus (European hop), 707 nucleotides. Its product is annotated as protein LEAD-SENSITIVE 1-like. Bases 33 to 707 code for a protein of 224 amino acids. The record is from RefSeq and is a predicted model, not a curated record. The transcript has 2 exons. Lineage: Eukaryota; Viridiplantae; Streptophyta; Magnoliopsida; Rosales; Cannabaceae.
AGUUCAUCUUAGUGAUUAAGCAAAAAACAACGAUGAGUUUGAUCUCAAACAGGACUAAUCGGAGCUCCCUUCGAAAAGGAGAUCAUGUGUACAGCUUCAGAAAUCUGCAUGCAUAUUCUCACCAUGGAAUAUAUGUUGGGGACAAUAGAGUGAUCCAUUUCACAAGAACACAAGAAUCCGAAUCAGAAUCAUCUGCAGAUAAUAAUUUCAAAAUCGAGAGAUGUAAACACUGUGGAUACGAGCCAAAGAAGAACCGAGGAGUGGUGAAGACCUGCCUUAAGUGCUUCCUGAAAGGCCACAGGCUCUUUCGCUUCAAGUACGGUGUCCCAUCGUCUAACUUAGUCCUCAACCGUUCAGGAACAUGCACCACCGGCUCUUGCGGCUACUCCGAAGACGAAGUCGUCCAACGCGCCACCGAUAUUCUAAAAUCCGACGAGGGGUUUGGCCACUUCGACAUUUUCGAAAACAAUUGCGAGGCCUUCGCAAUGUACUGCAAAACGGGGAAGAGUGUAAGUCUGCAAGCCUUUUCUUUGAAAAACAAAGGAAAGAUUGCAAAAGAAGUUAUGAGAGGCCAGUCCUUUUCUAUGAAAAAGGCCAUUGAGAGUGGCUUAAAUUUGGUGGUGAAAAAUAGGAUUGACACCCUUCACUAUGAUAUGAAAAUUCAUCAGCAGGAUCGCAGUGCUGUUGAUAGUGGUGAUCAUGAGUGA